AACGUCGGAUCGAGUCGGUAGUAUUUUCUUUUGCUGAAUUUUUGUUUUUGAUUUAUAAUUAUUAGUAUAGUCACUAUACUAUAGUGUAUUAGUGUAAAUAUAUAAAGUUUGAGUGUAUAGUCACUACACUAUAGUGUAUUUAGUGAAAUAUAUAAGUUUGAGUGUUUAGUUAGAGUCCAGACAAAGAUAGACUUUUAUAAAGAAAUGGAUGCACUCCAAAAUUUAUUUCCGCCGCAAAUGUAUGACGUUUUGGAAAGAAGUGGUAUCUGCACACUGAAAGAAAUUAUUACGCUUUCAUUUUGGGAUAUUAAAAAGCUAACCAAUAUGACAAAUGAUGAUAUUUCGUUGCUGAAAAAUAUAGUAGCUACUCAUGGAUGCCCAACUAUAUUUACUGGUGACCAAUUGAUAGAGGAGCCUAAGCUUUCAACUGGCUGUCGCGUAAUCGAUGGCUUGCUCAACGGUGGUCUACAAAGAGGAACUAUAACUGAAAUAUAUGGAGAGAGUGGAACAGGCAAGACUCAGUUGGCUUUACAAAUGAUCGCACAUAUAGCGGACGGAGCUAUAUAUAUUUGUACUGAAAAUAAAUUUCCAAUUAAAAGGUUUGAGCAGAUAGGCAAAAAUAUUACUGGAAGAGAAGAUCUAAAUAUAUGCCACGGAAACAAUGUACAUAUCGAACAAAUAACAGAAUCAUCCGAUCUAAUGGCAUGUGUGAAAGUCAGAAUGAUAAAACUAUUGGAAAAGAAAAGAGUGUCAUUGAUAAUUAUUGAUUCAAUAGCUGCACCUUUUAGAGUUGAAAAUACAGAUUACGUCCAAAGGGCAGAAGAUAUUAGGGAUUUAGCUGUAUCUCUUCAAAAAGCCGCUCAAAGGUAUAACUUAGCGGUUGUUUGUAUAAAUCAAGUAACUUCUUCAUUUACAGAAUUCGAAGAUGUCCUUCCAUCACUAGGAUUGACUUGGUCUAACAUGAUUUCAUAUAGAUUGUUUGUAAGGCGAACAAAAAUUAUUAAAAAAUAUAAUGACGGUGACUACUGCGUGCGUGAUAUAACUGUGAUAUUCGCUCCUGACAUUGCAAAUAAAAGUUGUCAAUUUAUUGUAACAACAAAAGGUAUAGAAGAACCUUAAUUUUA
This is a messenger RNA of Leptidea sinapis, 1124 nucleotides long. RefSeq names its product DNA repair protein XRCC3. The transcript has 2 exons. Gene Ontology annotation, cellular component: Rad51C-XRCC3 complex; replication fork. Gene Ontology annotation, biological process: resolution of mitotic recombination intermediates; t-circle formation; telomere maintenance via recombination. Gene Ontology annotation, molecular function: ATP-dependent DNA damage sensor activity; ATP hydrolysis activity; ATP binding. The record is from RefSeq and is a predicted model, not a curated record. Lineage: Eukaryota; Metazoa; Arthropoda; Insecta; Lepidoptera; Pieridae. The coding region runs from base 205 to 1119 and encodes 304 amino acids.